Pipistrellus nathusii (Nathusius's pipistrelle) is the source of this 2028-nucleotide messenger RNA. The record is from the annotation of a GenBank genome assembly. NCBI's taxonomy places the organism in Eukaryota, Metazoa, Chordata, Mammalia, Chiroptera, Vespertilionidae.
AUGCAGCCUAGUGAAAUAGACUGGAAUGAUGUUAGAAAACACAAAUAUGGUCAUCUGUUGGAGUCUGCAUCCCAAUAUCAAGAAGCUACUGACAUCCUGGAGUUAGGUCAUUUUACCUGGGACAAAUACCUAAAAGAAACAUGUUCAGUCCCAGCGCCUGUCCAUUGCUUCAAGCAGUCCUACACACCUCCAAGCAACGAGUUCAAGAUCAGCAUGAAAUUAGAGGCACAGGAUCCCAGGAAUACCACAUCUACCUGUAUUGCUACAGUAGUGGGACUAACAGGAGCUCGCCUCCGCCUUCGCCUUGAUGGCAGCGACAACAAGAAUGACUUCUGGCGGCUGGUUGACUCAACUGAAAUCCAGCCUAUUGGGAACUGUGAGAAGAAUGGGGGUAUGCUGCAGCCCCCUCUGGGAUUUCGGUUGAAUGCCUCCUCUUGGCCCAUGUUCCUUUUGAAGACACUAAAUGGAGCUGAAAUGGCUCCCAUCAGGAUUUUCCACAAGGAACCACCAUCGCCUUCCCACAACUUCUUCAAAAUGGGAAUGAAGCUAGAAGCUGUGGACAGGAAGAACCCUCAUUUCAUUUGCCCAGCCACUAUAGGGGAGGUGCGGGGCUCAGAGGUGCUUGUCACUUUUGAUGGGUGGCGAGGGGCCUUUGACUACUGGUGCCGCUUCGACUCCCGGGACAUCUUCCCUGUAGGCUGGUGUUCCUUGACUGGAGACAACCUACAGCCUCCUGGCACUAAAGUUGUGAUUCCAAAGAGUCCCUAUCCUGCAUCUGAUGUGAACACUGAGAAGCCCAGCAUCCACAGCAGCACCAAAACUGACUUGGAUCAUCAGCCAGGGCAGAGGGGGCGUAAAUCAGGAAAGAAGCGGGGCCGGACACCCAAGCCCCUAAUUCCCCAUCCCAUCGCUACCCCAUCCAAGGCAGCUGAACCAUUGAAAUUCCCAAAGAAGAGGGGUCCCAAACCUGGCAGUAAGAGAAAACCUCGGACUUUGCUGAAUCCACCACCCAUCUCACCAACAACCAGCACCCCUGAACCGGACACCAGCACUGUACCCCAAGAUGCUGCAACCAUCCCCAGCUCAGCCAUGCAGGCCCCCACAGUUUGUAUUUACUUAAACAAGAACGGCAGCACAGGCCCCCACUUAGAUAAGAAGAAGGUCCAGCAGCUCCCUGACCAUUUUGGGCCAGCCCGUGCCUCUGUGGUGUUGCAGCAGGCUGUCCAGGCUUGCAUUGACUGUGCUUAUCACCAGAAAACUGUCUUCAGCUUCCUCAAGCAGGGCCACGGUGGUGAGAUUAUCUCAGCCGUGUUUGAUCGAGAACAGCACACCCUCAACCUCCCAGCAGUCAACAGCAUCACCUACGUUCUCCGCUUCCUGGAGAAACUCUGCCACAACCUUCGCAGUGACAAUCUGUUUGGCAACCAGCCUUUUACACAGACUCACUUGUCACUCACCAACACAGAGUACAGCCACAGCCACGACAGGUACCUACCAGGUGAAACCUUUGUACUAGGAAAUAGUCUGACCCGGUCCUUGGAGCCACACUCAGACUCAAUGGACUCCACCUUGAAACCCACCAACCUUGUCAGCACUUCCCAAAAUCUUCGAACCUCUGGGUACCGGCCUUUGCUUCCAUCCUGUGGCCUCUCACUGAGUGCUGCCUCAGCUAUGCGUAGACUGUGCGCCAGGGGAGUGUUAAAAGGAUCUGAUGGAAGCAGGGAUAUGGGAUCGUUUUGGAAACUAACUCAUUCCCCAGGAUCGGACCGAUACCUGGAAAGCCGGGAUGCCUCUCGAAUGAGUGCCCGGGACCCAUCCUCAUGGACAGUCGAGGAUGUGAUGCAGUUUGUUCGGGAAGCUGAUCCUCAGCUUGGGCCCCACGCUGACCUUUUUCGUAAACACGAGAUCGACGGCAAGGCCCUGCUCCUGCUGCGCAGCGACGUGAUGAUGAAGUACAUGGGGCUGAAGCUGGGGCCCGCGCUCAAGCUCUCCUACCACAUUGACCGGCUGAAGCAGGGCAAGUUCUGA